Sorex araneus (European shrew) is the source of this 5629-nucleotide messenger RNA. RefSeq names its product cysteine rich DPF motif domain containing 1 (gene CDPF1). NCBI's taxonomy places the organism in Eukaryota, Metazoa, Chordata, Mammalia, Eulipotyphla, Soricidae. The record is from RefSeq and is a predicted model, not a curated record. The transcript is spliced from 5 exons. Bases 367 to 738 code for a protein of 123 amino acids.
UGAUUGACGCGGCGCGGCCGGGCUGGUCCCUUCCCGGGCUUCCGGCUCCGCUGCUCCGGGCUUGGGUCGCGGGGCUCCGGGGUUCCGCCGCGGAGUCGGGCCGGGCCGGGCCGCGGGAGCCCGGGUUAGGCGGAGGGCGGGCUCGGGCCUGGACGUGCGGGGCCACAGCCUCUGCGGACCUCGUGCCCGCUGCAGAACCGGGCCUGCCCGCUGCAGAACCGGGCCUGCCCGCGAGCAAGGGGCUGAAGAGACAGUACAGCAGGUAGGCACUUGCCUGGCCCCCAGCUGGCCCAGUCUCCAUCCCUGGCCCCACAGACGGUCCUCGAGCACCGCCAGGCGUGAUCUCUGAGCAUAGCCAGCCCCCUGAUGGCAUGUGAGGCAGAGCGAGGCCCCUUGGGGAUGUUUGAGUGCCAGCUGUGUGCCCUCACCGCGCCCUACAGCUACGUGGGCCAGAAGCCCCCCGACACCCAGUCUGUCGUCCUGCUGGAGGAGAGCUACGUCAUGAAGGACCCCUUCUCCCCGGACAAGCAGCGCUUCCUGGUGCUGGGCUCGCGGUGCAGCGCCUGUAGCCGGCUGGUGUGCGUGGGCCCGGGCUGCAGCUUGUUCUACUGCCGACGCUUCUGCCUGCCCUGCGUCCGAGACAACCUCAGCGCCUUCCCGCAGGAAAUCCGGCAGGACCUGGACAAGAGGGCAGCCGCAACCAAGACGCCGGCCGGCCGGCCCGGGGCCCAGCCGUGAGGGCGGCGGGCCAGAGGGGCCGGGGGUGGCCGGCAGCCAGGGAAGGAGGCCUGGGAGCCUGGCAGCUGCUCCAUGGAGGACGAGCCUGCCCCCGGGGGUCACCUUGAGGGCUGGUGGGGGGCGGGGCGGGCGCCCACGGGUCCCGGUGAGCCGGGACGGCCAAGGGCUCCUGUUGUGGUCAAGACCGAAGGCUCCGAGGACAAUAAAAAUGCAGCCAGAGCCCUGAGAGCCGUGGAGGCCGCAUGCUGAGCAGCGCCGGGCCAGGGCCAGUGCGCGGACCCCUUUCCCCUGCGCCCUGUCCCCCCCGCCUCGCCCCAGCCCCUGGGGCCCCCAGAGUGCAGCAGCCGGGAGGGCCCGCCGGGGCUCAUCUCAGAUGCCCAUACUUCGCAGAGCUGCUCACGGGGUCCUGCCGCGAGCGUGACCCCCCCAGCCGGACCCCCAGCCCACCCCGAGGGAUCACCCAGGGAGCCAGAUGCACUUUAAAAAAUAGUUUUAUUUAUUUUUUUCAAGACCAUUAAGGCAGAACUGUACCCUGAAUCGUCUUUACAUUCAUCGGUCACAGCACGACAUUGUGGACAGACAGGCCGGGGUCUGGCACAGGCACCCGGGUGGGCCCCUCCCCGGGGGGGAGAGCUGGCCCCCGAGUCUGGCAUAGAGAGGGACCCUUUUCCACUCCCGGAGUGACGAGGCCGCCCCGAACACUGAGAUAAGGCACUGGGGAGUCUCGCCCGGGCGGGGCCUCCCGUCCAGGUGGGCUGAGCCGGGUCUGCUCCGAGAAUGGGGGUUUCCAUGGGGCCUUGGGGGCACCCCAGCCGGCCCGGGCCAGCCCCGUCAGCCACCGACCUGGAGGGUCCAGUGGCGUCUAUGAAGGUCUCGGGUGGCUUCGCCCAUAGAUUUGCCAUGCACAGGAAUGGGGGUCCCGAGAGGAGCUGUGGGGUCUGCGUGUGUGUGUGUGUGUGUGUGUGUGUGUGUGCGUGCAAUAGUGUAUACCCAUGCUAUAUGCGUGCUACGUGUGUGCUGUUUCUGCACCUAGUGUGUAUACCCGCGCUGUGUAUGUGUACUACAUUUGUGUGCUCGUGUGCUGUGUCUGCGUGUAGUGUAUACCCACAGUGUGUGUGUGUGUGUGUGUGUGUGUGUGUGUGUGUGGUGUCCCGUACACAGGUCUGCAGAGCUCUGUGUCCGCAUUUGUUCCCCCCCCAGGGGUGCCAGGGUCAGCCUGGAGCAUCGGGGCAGCAAACACUGCUCUGGUGCGGGUCCCGGGGCAUGAUUGUCGGGUCACUAGUCUUCGAGGGUUGCCUGGCACCGCGGUGGGGCCGGUGGGAGCCUCCCUGACGUGCUAGGGGGCAGCGCCAGCCGGGGUGGCACUGAGUGGGGACCCUUCCAGGCCUGAGGGCAGGACAGCGGUGUUGUCUCGGAAAGGCCGGCGACAGCUGCAGCCUGACCGCACGGAGGCCCCGCGCCCUUCCUGCCGGGGUGGAGGGGGCCGGGCCGGGCGGGCACAGGCGAGGGAGAAUGAGGGCCCCGCUCGGAACUAGCUCUCGACGGUUCUUAACUGCUUUGUUGUUGGCAGAUGGUGCCGGGGCGGCCACAAGCCCACUGACGUCCUCGCCGCUGCCGGCUGCCCCGUCCAGAUGUGCCCUUGGACACGGCGCGGUUUGGCCUGUUCUCGGCCAAGGAUGCAGCUGCCGGGGCCCCUUGGUCAGGCCCGGUGCCCACAGCUUCAGGCCAGAAGGGAAAGACGCAGCUGCCCUGGCCCACUCGGGAGGGCCGCGGAGGGGCCACCGUGCUCCUCUGACCCUCGACGCGGCGUCCAAGGGCAUGUGGGGAGGUCCCGGAGCCCCUGCGGCGGGAGCAGCCCCAGGGUGUGCCUGGGCGUGAGCACAGACUCAGGGCCUGGGCGCUUCCCACGAGCUACCUGCCCGCCGAGCCCCCGACAGCGCCGGCCAUAGCCCAGAGCCAGCCUGACAGUCACAGCCUGAGUCAAGUUACAGUCAAGUCUGAGUCAAGUCAGCCUCAGUUUGACAACUACAGCCCUGAGCCAGUCACAACUUGACAGUCAGAGACACAGCCUGAGUCAGUCACUCACAAACAGCCUGACAGACACAGCCUGAGUCAGUCACACUCAGCCUCAGUCACAGUCACACACAGUCACAGUCACACACAGCUUGACAGUCACACACACAGCCAGAGUCACAGUCACACAUCCUGAUAGUCACAAACAGCCUGAAAGACACAGCCUGAGUCAGUCACACAGCCUCAGAGUCACAGGUGGAGUCACAGUCACACACAGCUUGACAGUCACACACAGCCUGAGUCACAGUCACACAGCCAGUCAGCCUGACAAUCACUCACCGCCGGUCAGUCACAGACACAGCCUGAGUCACAAACACAGACACAGCCUGAGUCAGUCACACUCAGCCUCAGUCACAGUCACAUGUGGAGUCACAGUCAUACACAGCUUGACAGUCACACACAGUCACAGUCACACACACAGCCUGAGUCACAGCAACACAGCCAGUCAGCUUGACAAUCAUACUCAUAGCUGGACAGUCACAGACACAGCCUGAGUCAGUCACAUUCAGCCUCACAGUCACAGGCGGAGUCAUAGUCACACUGACAGUCACAGACAUAGCCUGAGUCACAGCCACUCACAGCCGGACAGUCAAGACACAGCUUGAGUCACAGUUACACAGCCUGACAGUCACACACAGCCGGACAGUCACAGACACAGCCUGAGCCACAGUCACAUUCACAGCUGGACGGUCAGACAGCCUGACAGUCACACUCAGAGUCAGACAGUCACAGACACAAUCGCAGUCUGAGAGUCACAACCACAAUCUCGCAGUUACAGCCUGACAGAGGUACUCACAGCCACACCCUGACAAUCAGAGUCACAGUCUGAGUCAAGUCACAGUCACAGCUUGGCAACCACCACCCUGAGAGUCAGUAACAGCCUGAUAGUCACAGAUACAGCCUGACAGUUGCACUCACUGCCACAGCCCAACACAGCCACAGCCACAGUCUGACAGUCACAGUCUAAGAGUCAGUCACAGCCUCACAAUCACAGCCUGAGUUACAGUCUCAGUCACAGCCUGACAGCCACAGUCGCAGCCCCACAGUCUCAGCCACAGCCUGACAGGCACAGUCGCCGCCCCACGUUCUCAGUGCCAGCCUUGAGGGUCCAGCUCUGAGAGUCGCAGGCCAAGUGUCCAGGCAGGCUCUGAGCGGAGACUCGGCCAUGGGUCCCAGGAGCCCCGAGCCGGGACAUGGCCUGACCCCUGCCUUGCACAGCUCCUCCACGGGCACACGGCAGACCCUGGGGGGUGGCCCCGCCCCUGUGCCCUGGCUGCUGGGGGCGCCUUCCACAGGCUGGCCACCCCUCCCGGGGGCUUCCCGGCCGCGGGUCCAGGUGGCCGGGGCGCUGGGCCUGGGCCCCCGCUGUUCAAGAGGCCUCGAAAGCAGAGGGGCUUCCUGAAGCCGACCCCCAGGGCCACCCGAGGGAGUGGCCAGUCUGAGCCACACCAUGGGACCUCUGGGGCAGGACAAACCCCCCUUGCGAGUCUCCCACGGGCCCGGAGCCCCUGACUUGAGGAGAGAGAUGGGGGGUGUCUCCCCGUGGGGGUCUCGGCAGGGCCCACGGAGCCCCCAGGCCUCACUCCUUGCAGGCCCAGGAAGCAGCCAGGGCCCCCGGGUUUCUCAGGCACAGCCAAGUGACCCAAGCUGGCACACUGGUCCCCUCGCACCCUGGUCAGGCGCCUGCGUUGGUGCCACAAACCGAAAGUGGGAGACCAUGAAGAAUGCAGCAAUGGCCAGACAGUGACCCAGAGGCCGUCGUGGGCGACACCAGAGAGUGACCCAGGGGCACCAUGGACACCAGAGAGAGACCCGGAGGCACCGUGGACACCAGAGUGACCUAGAGGCACCGUGGAUGACACCAGAGAGUGACCCGGAGGCACCGUGGACGACACCAGAGAGUGGCCCAAAGGCACCGUGGACACCAGAGAGUGGCCCGGAGGCACCGUGGACACCAGAGUGACCCGGAGGCACCGUGGACGACCCCACAGCCUUCCUGGGGCUGGGGCCAGCAGAGGGGUCCUGGCGCGUGCGUGGCACAGGCCCGGGUCCUGGGGCCUUUUCGUGCUGCCGGGACGCAUGGUUGAGGUAGCUGUGAGUCCAUCUGAGUCCCCGGAACCACAAGGCCACGGCCCAGCGUCCGCCCGGGGCACCGGUGUGUCCCCGUGUGUCCCGGAGCCUGGCCUGAGGCCGAGUCUCGGCUCCCCGAGUGGAGCAGGGGGGCGUUGAGCCCCCACGGCCUGGAGCACCCUCAAGCACCUGGAGGGGUGUCGCUGCCCAUGGCCCCGGGUCCCGGCAGCUCCCAGACAGUGGCCACGGGGCAGUGGGUGGCCCUGAGGAGCCGGACACCGUUGGCCACUAGUGGACACAGGGCCGGACCAUGUUCCCACGACCACGCAGUAGAGGGCCGGAAGCUUCCAGAACCUGUUGGCACGGCUCCGCGGCACAGUGGCUGGCAGGCGCGAGGCUGGCGCUGGCACGGCUCCGGGGGCCACGGGCUCCCCCUGGGCCCCACCCCUGCGGGGCUGCUGACCGGCCGGCACGUGAGCCUCCGGCCGCGCCCUCUCCCAGGACGCCGGAAACCUUCCGUCUGCCCCUGUGCUAUUAUUUUGUUUUUCCCGUGGCCGCCGCCGUGUCGGGCUGGUCCGGGCCCACGUGGAGGGUCACCGGGUGUUCUGUGACGGCCGGGUCGGCGCUGGAGGGCUGGCGAUCCUCUCCUGGGUCCGUUUCUCUGGGACGGUGGACAACAAAACAAGGCGGUUUCCUGGUGUGGGUGGUCCACGAGACCCCCGAGGCCGAGGGGAGCGGCAGGCACAGG